This is a messenger RNA of Tachyglossus aculeatus (Australian echidna), 546 nucleotides long. RefSeq names its product thymosin beta 4 X-linked (gene TMSB4X). Gene Ontology annotation, biological process: actin filament organization; regulation of cell migration. The transcript is spliced from 3 exons. The record is from RefSeq and is a predicted model, not a curated record. Gene Ontology annotation, cellular component: cytoplasm. Gene Ontology annotation, molecular function: actin monomer binding. Bases 105 to 239 code for a protein of 44 amino acids. NCBI's taxonomy places the organism in Eukaryota, Metazoa, Chordata, Mammalia, Monotremata, Tachyglossidae.
GAGUUGAUAUAAAAAUGCUUGGGCCGCGCCUGUCCCCAUCCAGAGCAGCUGCUGCAGAGAUCUGAGCUCCCCCUGCGUACGGCAUCACUGAUUAAUCUGCAGAAAUGUCUGACAAACCAGAUAUGGCUGAGAUUCAGAAAUUCGAUAAGUCCAAAUUGAAGAAGACAGAAACACAAGAGAAAAACCCACUCCCUUCAAAAGAAACAAUUGAACAGGAGAAGCAAGCCGGUGAAUCGUAAUGAAAUCUGCCCUGCCAAUAUGCACUGUACAUUCCACAAGCAUUGCCUUCUUAUUUUACUUCUUUUAGCUGUUUAACUUUGUAAGAUGCAAAGAGGAUGGAUAACGUUUAAAUGACUGUGCUGCCCCUGUCUCAUCCAAAAAAAAAAAAAAGAAUAGAGAACUACUGACACUGAAUGAAGGCGCUGCCUUUCCAUCUCCCUGCCUGUCUGGCUGAUUUGGGUCCUGGUGGCAUGAAAAGAGCUUGCAUGUUGGUGAAGAGAAGCGUCUGGGUGGGACUUACAGUAAUAAACGCAGAGUAAAUGCAAA